This is a messenger RNA of Lytechinus pictus (painted urchin), 4428 nucleotides long. RefSeq names its product pancreatic lipase-related protein 2-like. NCBI's taxonomy places the organism in Eukaryota, Metazoa, Echinodermata, Echinoidea, Temnopleuroida, Toxopneustidae. Bases 327 to 1325 code for a protein of 332 amino acids. The transcript is spliced from 6 exons. The record is from RefSeq and is a predicted model, not a curated record. Gene Ontology annotation, molecular function: lipase activity. Gene Ontology annotation, biological process: lipid catabolic process.
AUCACAAAAUCAGUUAAACAAAGAGAUCAGGAGAUUAGCCACUAUUAACGGAAACAUUAUCGAAUUCCUCAGCGUGUGACACGCUUUUACCUCAAAUUAGUCCUUUAUGGAUAAUACGUAAGGCGACAGAGAACAAGGAUAGUUGUGACAAAAUUACAUCAUUAACUGUGUAUUUCCUCUAUUGGUGCUAGAAGAUUCUACAACAUAGGAUACAGGAUCUAUUUUUUCACUCCGUAUCAAGUACUCCUUUCUGAACUUGUGAAAUUCUAUCUGUGAACCAAACGGGGAUAAUAAUAAUUUAAAAAAAAGAAGAAAAAAAAGACGUAAUGGACGGGCUUGCCGUGGUCUUAUCCACAUUGCUAUUCCUCCAGUCAGCAUUUGCACGUGAGGUUUGCUACGAUGGCUUGGGCUGCUUCGACGACUCGGCCUCGUGCCAUUCGCUUCGCUUCCCGCCCGAAUCACCAGCCAAGGUCAACACCCAGUUCUUCCUCUACACCCGGUCGAACCAAGCCCAAGGCGACCACCAGCUCCUCGACCGCAACGACGACGGGAACCUGAUGGCGUCACUCUUGGAUGGCCGACUCCAGACAAAGUUCAUCAUCCAUGGCUUCACCGAUACAAUCUUUUCAGAUUACUUCCAGGCAAUCAAAAACUCACUCCUAAAUAAGGAGAAUAUGAACGUGAUCAUGGUGGAUUGGAAUGAUGGGGCUAACGGAGGCUACAAUCUUUGCCGUCAAAACACGAGGGUGGUUGGCCGAGAGAUAGCAAUGUUGGCACGUGCCCUUAACAGAGUUCAUGGGGCAGAUUUCGGUGAUAUGCAUCUUAUUGGCCAUAGCCUGGGAGCCCAUACAGCCGGCUACGCAGGGGCCUUCCAAUCCGGAUUAGGUCGUAUUACUGGUCUUGACCCAGCUGGCCCAUCCUUCCGUGGUGUUGAUCCAGAAUGUAGACUGGAUCCCUCCGACGCCCUCUUCGUUGAUAACAUUCACACAGAUACCCAUGAAAUUCUUGGAAUGGGCAUCCUCGAACCGGUUGGGCACGUCGAUUUCUACCCGAACGGAGGCGACGACAUGCCCGGAUGUCCCUUGCUUCGUGAGGUCGCUUGCGAUCACUUCCGGUCAGUCUACUACUUUGAGGAGAGCAUCCGGUCAACAGAUUGCGCUUUUACCGCGUACCCAUGCGGUUCGUGGAACCAGUACCAAGCUGGUCUAUGCACCCGAUGUGGGCUGGCUGGCUGUCCGGAGAUGGGAUACAACGCGGACCAGAGCACUGCCACUGGGUCGUUCUAUCUGGAAACUAAUGGCAAGGAUACUUACUGCCAGCAGUAAUUUGUCCCGUUUGAGACCGUCAAAUGGGUACUGGAGAAUCACAAUCAUCUAGUUUACAAUCUUUGAACCCCCCCCCCCCCAGGAAUAAAUGCAUCUGUACAUUCAUGCUAAAGGUGAGCCCAAAAAUAGUUGUUUCGGACGUCUAACCUUUGUUACAAGAAGAAAUAGAUAUCAUAGAAAAGAGAAAGGAGAGAGGUUACAUUUUUUUUAAGUGACUUAAGAAUUACCAGAGGAAAAGAGCCUUAAUGAGUGAGAGGCAAAUCCGCUUUUUUGCGCCAAAGUUAAUGAUUUCUAUUGCAUUGUAUAUUAUGAAGUUUAUCAAGUUGCCAAAUCAAUCCCUCCCCACAUCAUUGGGGGGAGGAGCGGCGAUUGCCCAACCACAUCAACGCUUCUGCACACACACACACACGGACUCAUAAAAGAAAACAACAUAAGGGGAAAUCAAUAAUAAACUGGAGUCUUAAAUCUUAUUAGAAUCAUACAUCUUUAUUCAUAAAUUGGCAGAUAACCCAUUCCCAAUAAAGGAAGUCUUUUAAGGCUAUUGUAUGGAGCAAUUUAGUAGAACCAUAAUUAUACCAGUACUAUUGGAGCCAAUAUACCACCUUGGCUGUGUACAAAAAUAUUUGUGUCUAAACAGUAUAAACAAUUUAUAUGAUACAUGAAACAAAAAAUAAUUUUCGGAAGAAGAAACGCACAGGACAGAAGAAAGGCACUUCUAGAGGCAGGAUUUAACAAAUUCAAGCACAUAAAAUAUGUAUCUCUCAAGUAUACAAAUAAAACAAUCUAAAAAUAAUAUUAUUUGUGACAAGUUUGUGUUAAGUAUUGACCAGUUUUCGAAUAAAAAAUUAUUUUGAUAAAACAUUCAAUUAAGCAUUGAAUUAAUUUCCAAAUUAAAACAUUCAAUUAAGCAUUGAAUUAAUUUGAUUUCAUUAUUUUCCAAAGAAAGCCAAGCCAAUAGUAAAUUUAUUUAGAUCCCUGAUUAUAAAUCUUGAAAUUUGUGCUACAGUUCAACUCGUUAAAGGACAAGUACUUUAACUCUUAGGCAAGCAUGUAAUUUAGUUAUACAAGUAAAAUUUAUAACUAAAACAAAUAAUUGAAUGCUAGCAAAAGUACUGUAAACCCCUAAAUCAUAAAUACACCAAAAGGAUAAUCAAUCUAGCAACAUCUCAAAAUAUACCAUUCACCACAUUUCAGCCAUCAUUAAAUCAGAUCAGUUUUAGUUUGCAUACAUAAAUUAAACAAUGCUAAAAGAUAUACCAAACUGAAUAAUAAAAAUAUUCCAUCAAUUGUCAAAGAUACAAAUGCAAGCCUAAACAAUCAAAGAAUAUAUCACAUCUGUGCAAAUGAAAUAGAAGAAAAAUAAAUUCUUUACCAAAUUGGUAAAAAAAAAUGUCCAAAGCACUGGAUACAGUCUCGCCACAAUUUCCUCCUAAUACUAUUCAACACAUUUAAAUGUGUAACAGGCUCUGAUGAAAUCAAUUGACAUGAUGGAUUCCUGAAGAUGGAAUACACUUUACAUCAUUUAAAUGUAUCCCUUUCUAUCAAAUGUGACACAAUAUCAAUAUAAAAUCUCCUACAGUGUGUAAAAUAAUAUCAUCUCACUACACUUGGCAAGUACACAUAAAAACUUAUACAGUACCCUGUCAUGAUUUUCGGCAUUCAUAUUGUUUUAAAUCUUAGAAUAAAAAAAAUUGUGAGUUGUCAUGAUUCACUUCAUUCAUAUUCAGAGUUUCAAAAUAUAUUUAAUCAUCUCUUUCUAAGAAUUCUCAGAAUUAUAUUUGAAUUGAGAAUAUUCCUCAUUCUAUCAAAUGUCAAACAUUAAUGUCUAAAUGAAGGAAAAAAGUGUCUUUAGUCCCAUUUCCAAAAUAAUUCAAGAUUCCUAGAAAGAAAAAAAAACAAACUAUUUUUUAAAUAUUUCAUAUUCAUAUUCGAAUAAAAUAUAUCUUGCAAAAAAACAUAAUUCACUUUCAUAUAAAGCUUAAUACACUAAGCAGGUGUCUAAAGCUCUUUAGACAUAUUCAACUACCCUGGCCAUAAAAUGUAAACACGUGAAACAAGAAAUAUCACUCAUGUGACGAACAUAUAUAAUAUGCCAUUACCAUGGCAACACUACCAUGUUUCCUAUAAUUAUUGCCAGCGAAAUCUAGAUACCUCCAUGGAAAUGCAGUAUCUAACUCAUUCCAAGAAUGUAUCCGAGUGUGUCUUACACCAAGACCAAUUUGUUUCUCAAGUCUCACCUGCAGUAAACUGGGAAAAUAAUUUACUUAUUUUAUAUUUCACUUGCAACGAACUGCCUGAUCGCCAAACCAGAUAUAUUUUAUAACCCUUUCGACUCUAUUUCGGAGGUAUAAUUAAACUUACAUGGCAGUCUUCUUAACAUUGUAAUAAUUUUUACUAGUAAUAUACAAAGUUAAAAAUAUAAAUAUAACAUUACUGAAAUAACGUAAGACUCUGACUCGUCAAUAUUAAGUAGAAAACCCUGAAUUUUGUUCGCUAAACAAAGAUAUAUAUUUGUCUACAACCAACCUUUAAAUUAUAAAAGCAAAUAAUAGGCCCUUUACAAGCAUCCCAUAAAAGAGUUCUUUAUCUUUGAAGCGAUUGCUAAGGUAAAUAUAGUCUCCACUCCUAGAGUAACGUAAUCAUAAAAGGCAGAGUUGAUUUAAAAACGAAUGGAAAGUAUUCAAUGAGCAUAAUGUUGAAAAUUUCAACAAAAUAAGAUUAUAUGCACAACAAGGGCUUAUGCAUAGGGAACUAAUGACGUCACACACUCGCUAUUUCUUUUGUAUUAUACUAAUACAUGACAGUUUUGGGUACUUACAAUUCAAAAUUUUUCAACCAUGGUUUGGCUCCACCUUGAAACAUAUGGAAUCGACAUCAUUGUAACUCAAAAUGAUUAUUAAGUCAACACCUUCUUUACUAAAUCAUAUCUACAAAAUUGAAUAUGACAUUUUCAUGUACAAUAUUAUUACUUUUUAUUAAAUGUGUGUGACAUCACUGGUUCACUCAUUUUACCAAUGUUGUGCAUACAACUGGUAUGUGAAAUUAAACGUCAGAUUUAAGAUGUUAUAAUUUUCUAAGGGGGAUAAAAAAUGCCAAAGUAACA